GCCAAAGACCGUAGAGAGAGGUCGCGACGGUUGAAACGGGUAUCUACAGUGGAAACAAGAAUACGAAAGAGAGAAGGAAAAUAGUCGAUUAUUGGAUGAAGAUAGAGAGAGUUGCGAACGCUUCGGCGCACACGACAACGAGUAUUUAGUGUAAAAUUGGCAACGUUGCCUUUGAGAACGUCAGACGUCGCACGUUCGGGCCGGGGGAAGGAUCAUCGAGGACACAACACGUUGAGUUCGAGUCCCACAUUUGUGUGUGUGUGUGUGGCUGUAUGUAUGUGUGUGUUUCGUGCGUGUGCGCGCGUCGCUUUCUGUGUGUUGCUGGUUUAGGUUGGGUUUGUAUGCGAGUUCGAUAGUGCUGCCUCCGUGCGACCAUCCACUUAACUAUUAGUCGGCCUUUAACGGGCACCAGAGUCGUGCACACAACGGAACGAAAACCCCGAAAAAUAAAGAGAAGAAAGUAUGGCUUCAACGAAGGAUACGGCAACGUUCUUCCAUCACGGUACCAGUACCCAAUUCGAACGGGUUCUCACCCUUUAUCCUCAAGCGCUCCGCCUGAAAGCCGAACGGAAAACGAAGAAACCUGAGGAACUGAUAAAAUUGGAUAACUGGUAUCAAAAUGAGCUGCCGAAAAAGAUAAAAAGUCGAGGAAAAGACGCGCACAUGGUUCACGAAGAGCUCGUUCAAACGAUGAAAUGGAAACAAAUCCGCGGAAAAUUUUACCCGCAACUAUCGUAUCUGGUCAAAGUGAACACUCCGCGAGCUGUAAUGGCAGAAACCAAGAAGGCCUUUAGAAAACUGCCCAAUUUGGAACAGGCGAUUACCGCCUUGUCGAAUUUGAAAGGAGUCGGGACAACGAUGGCAUCAGCUUUAUUGGCUGCUGCGUGUCCGGAAAGUGCUCCCUUCAUGGCUGACGAGUGUCUGAUGGCGAUUCCGGAAAUCGAAGGUAUCGAUUACACGACCAAAGAGUACCUAAAGUUCGUCAAUCACAUACAGAACGUAGUCGAGAGGUUAAAUAAAAACCCGAAUACGACGAAUAAAUUUAGUUGGUCACCUCAUAAAGUCGAAUUGGCUAUUUGGACCCAUUACAUUGUGUCUGAACUUAAACCGGAAUUGCUCUCUUCAAUUUUAGAGAAUGGAAACUCCGUACCAAAUUCUCUUAUUCAAAACGGUGAUUCACUGGACAAUACCACAUCGGAUGAGAGUAAUCAAGGUCCUCCUUUAAAUGGUAAAUCCUCAGGGCCGCUAUUAGACGAGGAUACAAACACUUCGUACACAGAAGAUAGCUUGGAUAAACCUUCGACGCCGAUAACGAUCGCGAACGAAGAGGAAACGAAUGAUUCCAUCGUGUCCGAAUCGACCAACGACUCGCGAUCGAGUAAUAACUUAGGUUUUAAUACGAAACGUAGGAUUCGGGAGGAAGAGGAAGACGAAGAUAACUCGAGUUCCGUCGAUCAACCGAAUAAGAAAGUGAAAGAUGAUGUUGGGAAUAAGUGACAAAAUGAAGAAAAUGGGAUGGGGAUGAGAAGGAUGGGUAGAAGGGGGAAUGUGGAUGAAGAAAUGGAAGAACGGUUAAUAUCGUGAGAGCCCCUUUUUUUACUUUUUACCUUUAAAAAAAUUUAUUAUUAACUAAUUAUUGAUUAAUUAUUAGGUAGGGAUUUCUUUUCGAGUUUUUUUUUGUAAUAUUAAUAACAAUAAUUUAGGAUUAAAACUAAAUUGGAAAGAAAAAAGUCAUUGGACGUGUAUAAAAUGGAGAUUCAAAAUGAACUAACUAAACAUUUUAAAGAUUAAGACACGUUUUUGAAAAAACAAAACUUUUAAAACUAAGUUACCACGUUUUUUUGCGUUUACUUUCCAAAAUUGAAGUUAAAAAACAAAAUGAAAAAACCAUGGAUGGAAAAAAUCUUUUUUUUACUCGUCGUUAUAGCGUCUAAGAUAGAAAUUACAAGUUAAAAA
Messenger RNA from Onthophagus taurus, 1956 nucleotides. RefSeq names its product protein amun (gene Amun). Lineage: Eukaryota; Metazoa; Arthropoda; Insecta; Coleoptera; Scarabaeidae. The record is from RefSeq and is a predicted model, not a curated record.